Messenger RNA from Bipolaris victoriae FI3, 303 nucleotides. RefSeq lists its product as hypothetical. The transcript has a single exon. The record is from RefSeq and is a predicted model, not a curated record. NCBI's taxonomy places the organism in Eukaryota, Fungi, Ascomycota, Dothideomycetes, Pleosporales, Pleosporaceae. The annotation marks the transcript as partial.
CCCCCUCCAGACCACCUAUACGGUUCCUACGAAGAAGCAUACAGCGCGCUUAGAGCGCACGGCAUACAACAUGGCUAUAGCUUAAUUCUCAAAAGAAGUUGGCCUCAUAACUCAGCUAUUAAAACACGUUACUACUACCACUGCGAUCACUUUAGAAAUAACUACCAGUCAACAGCAAAGGUUCUGAGCACAAGUACGCGGUCAACAGGAUGCCCUUUCAGGCUUGUUAUCUUCAGGAUAAAGCACAGCAAUCAAUGGAAGUUAGAAGUACAGAACAAGGACCACAACCAUUCCCAGUCAAUC